This is a messenger RNA of Cynoglossus semilaevis (tongue sole), 2137 nucleotides long. RefSeq names its product transmembrane protein 161B. The record is from RefSeq and is a predicted model, not a curated record. The transcript is spliced from 12 exons. NCBI's taxonomy places the organism in Eukaryota, Metazoa, Chordata, Actinopteri, Pleuronectiformes, Cynoglossidae. Bases 257 to 1726 code for a protein of 489 amino acids.
GGGCACCUUCUCAUUCUGAGAUAUACUGUGACCUCUAUUACUGUUGAAAAUAGCGGAGGCAGAGUCCAUUGAUUUUAUUUUUUCCUUAUUAGACGAUGUAACCAGUCUAUGUCAAGGCGCAAUGGUAAUUUAAAGAGAAUAACCCGUUCGUUUUGUGUACAGUCAAAACAAAACGUGCUUAUGUGCUCCUCGCCGCUUCAUUUGCGAUUCGGGGUGUUCUGUGCUGUUGGGGUAGAAUCUGUUUCACUGCAUCAACAUGGGUGUGAUCGGUGUACAGCUGGUGGUUACCAUGGUGAUGGCCAGUGUCAUUCAAAAAAUAAUACCUCAUUAUUCCUUCGCACGAUGGCUUCUCUGCAGUGGCAGUCUGUGGUGGUACCAGCACCCCACGGAAGAUGAGUUGAGGAGCUUAGCCGGGAAACAAAAAGGCCAGAAGAGGAAAGACAGGAAGCACAAUGGUCACAUUGAAAAUAAGCCUCUCACUGUUCCCAAGGACAUAGACCUGCAGCUGGAGAUGAAAUGUAUCACAGAAGUCGACACAUUAGCAUUGCACUACUUCCCAGAGUUCCAGUGGCUGGUAGAUUUCACAGUGGCAGCAACAGUGGUGUAUCUGAUAACAGAACUCUACUACAGUGUGGCUCAGCCCUCGGGAGAGAUGAACAUCAGUGUGGUCUGGUGCCUUCUUGUACUCGCCUUUGUCAUCAAGACGCUUUUCUCUUUAACGGCCCACUACUUUAAGCUGGAGGAAGGAGGCGAGCGCUCGCUCUGCAUUACAUUUGCUUUUUUCUUUUUCGUGAAAGCCAUGGCCAUCCUCAUCAUCACUGAGAACUACCUUGAGUUUGGUCUGGAGACUGGUUUUGCAAACUUCUCAGACAGCGCUCUGCAGUUUCUGGAGACACAGGGUUUGGAGUCCCAGGGACCAAUCUCUAAACUCACAUUCAAGCUGAUUCUAGCAUUGCUCUGUUCUCUAAUGGGAGCCUUUCUAACCUUCCCUGGUCUAAGAUUGGCCCAGAUGCACCUGGAUGCACUUAAUCUGACCACAGACAAAUUUACUCAAACUCUGCUUCAUAUCAACUUCCUCUCCCCUCUAAUUAUGGUCCUGCUGUGGGUCAAGCCCAUUACCAAGGACUAUAUAAUGAACCCCACUCUGGGAAAGGAGAGUGUACCUUUGAUGAGUGAGCAGACAUAUGACACGCUGCGUUUAUGGGCCAUCAUUCUCAUGUGUGUUCUGCGGCUCGCUAUGAUGAGACAUCAUUUGCAAGCCUACCUCAGCUUGGCCCAGAAGGGCAUAGACCAGAUGAAGAAGGAGGCAGGACGGAUAAGUACUGUCGACCUGCAGAAGAUGGUUGCACGUGUUUUUUACUACUUGUGUGUAAUCGCACUACAGUAUGUGGCGCCCCUGGUGAUGCUGCUGCAUACAACAUUGCUGCUAAAAACAUUAGGAGGGCACUCAUGGUGGGUCUACCCUGAAGAAGAUCUGCCCUGCACCCACAAUAUGAACUCUGACUUUAUAGUGCAAGCAGCAUCUCCGGCAGCAGCGUCAGCUGUAGAAACAGGGGCUGGAGCGUCAGUAGCACAGCUCUCUGUGGCCCUUGGGGGCCUGCGGACCGUUUUUAGCCCUUUACUUUUCAGGGGUCUGUUCUCCUUUUUUACUUGGUGGGUUGCCGCCUGCCUCUUCUCCACCUCCCUCUUCGGUCUCUUCUACCAACAGUAUCUCAUGGCAGCAUAGCAUCCGCACACCAGCAGCGACAGACUGAACCCCACAGAGUCACUGUACGUCCAGCCUGGUCAGAAAAGACUGAUUACUGAUGGAUGUACUCCAUCAGCUCCAUAGCGCCUCCUUCCUCCUCCCUCUCUUUGACCACCUCUCACUGACCGACCAUAUUAUGUGAGCUCGUGGUUCAACCUCCAGUGCUUCCGUCAGCGAUGACUCAACUUCUUUUAAUUUGAGAGCAAGAUUUUUACAUUUUAAUAACAGACUAACGAACAAAUCAGUCAUCUGAAACUCUGUGUCAGUGGUCUAGUACCUGGUGUUGUAAAAAGACGUUGAUCCAUUUUGCUGUAUCAAAUAUGACUGAAUGCCAGUUAUGAUUGCAUCUGUGUUCCUUUCAGUUUUUUGGCCUUUUUAAAAUAACUUUGU